Spirometra erinaceieuropaei is the source of this 837-nucleotide messenger RNA. Lineage: Eukaryota; Metazoa; Platyhelminthes; Cestoda; Diphyllobothriidea; Diphyllobothriidae. The record is from the annotation of a GenBank genome assembly.
AUGCAACUGAGGUCACAUCAAAAGAAGCAGUUAAAUCAAAGGGGACUGAUGACUGAAAAGAAAGAGACGGAACUCGGACGACUUCGGAGUACCCGAAGAAAGGAACUUCCUGGGGUGGAAAAGCAGAGCUCGUCUGAGCAAUCGACAGAAACCUCCAGCGCCAGCGUAGACACAGACGCGGCAAAUGCGAAUAUCCUCUGUAUUGACAUAAAAGACAUGAGCAGUAAUGCCCCAAACACGAAACCAUUAGCUGCAGAAAAGAUCCCUGAAGUGGAUGGCAACCAGAAUUUCAUCAUGAAUGGUUCGCCAGGAACUCCCAAGUCACCAACAUCACGCAACCAAGACCGGCCGCUCAGAGAACAGUGCCUAGUAAUACAGGGACUUCAGGAGCCUCAAGCAGAUACACCUAAAGAACGCGUAUUAGCUGAUCUCGGCUUGUUCCAAGGUCUUCUAAACACACUGCUUCAACCCGACGAAGAAAUUUCCGUGUUGAAAGCCUUCAGACUCGGAAAGCGCUCUACUGAACCCGCUAUUCCACCGCAUCCUAGGCCCCUUAAAAUUGUUCUGAGUUGCAAAGAGCAUGUUGAUCUCAUCCUCUCAAGACGUUUUAGGUUGAAAUAUUCCCACCAAGGAGUUUUUUUUCAGCCGGACUACACACCACCGGAGCGGAUAAAACGCCGACAGUUAGUUCAGGAGCUAAGGCUGCGACAAACGAAUGGCGAACAAGGCCUGGUUAUCUACAACAACUGCAUAAUCGAGCGACCGUCCCGCUUCGUAUGGACACGGCCCGUGCGUAUGUCGCCACAGCCGAGACAAUUGGCAAAGGCGGCGUCAUAG